Molecule: messenger RNA, 1044 nt
Organism: Selaginella moellendorffii
Lineage: Eukaryota; Viridiplantae; Streptophyta; Lycopodiopsida; Selaginellales; Selaginellaceae
Product: rRNA-processing protein UTP23 homolog
Exons: 6
Coding region: 17-790 (257 amino acids)
Cellular component (GO): small-subunit processome; nucleolus
Molecular function (GO): small ribosomal subunit rRNA binding
Source: RefSeq, a predicted model, not a curated record
UUUUAGGGUUUAUGCAAUGAGGGUGAAGAGGCAGAAGCGCUACCGCAAGGCCGUGCGCUUCCUCAAGGCUUCGUUUGGCUUCCGGGAGCCCUUCAAAGUCCUCUGUGACGGUAAUUUUCAGCACUCUGUCCUCCACAACAUUCGCAAAGGCAGCGAAGACUUCGACAAGCUCUUGUCGCAGGCGCUGGGAGGAGCCGCCAAGGCGUUUACUACCAGGUGUAUCAAUGCGGAGCUUAAAAAGCUUGGGACUUCCUUCUCGGACACUCUAAAUGCUGCUCGAAAGCUUCAUCUUGCCAAGUGCGAUCACGAGCCUGCAAAAGGAGGGAGCGAGUGCUUGGAGUCGCUCGUGGAGAGCUUCAAUCCGGAGCAUUUUUUUGUGGCAACACAAGAUGGUGAUUUACGCCAGAAGCUUCGAGUCAUGCCUGGUUGCGCUGUUGUCUACUCGAAGAAAACGUCGCUGUGUGUGGAACCGCCGUCAGAGUUCCAGCAGCAGUUUGCUAAGGAAGAGGAAAGCAAACGCGAAAGUUUGAAGUGUCGAGAGCAGCGACUUCUCUCUCGUGUCUCCGAGGACGAGGAACCUCCAAAGCGAAGCAAAAGUUUGAUGGUGAGAGACCGGCCAACGUUCAAGAGAAAGCGAGCAAAAGGACCAAAUCCACUUUCUUGCAAGAAAAAGAAACAAGUUCCAGAAGCAUCAAACGAUGGAGAGAGGUCUUCCCGGAAGAAAGUAAGGAGGAGAAAUCGCAAGAAAAACAGCGUAAAAGAGGACGUGAUCCAUAAAUCUCCUGCUUGAGGUACAAGGUUUUGAGGUGUUUCGAUUUUUCUUUUCUACACAGCUCAAGUUCUAAAGCCCGCGACGACUAAUCGAGAUGGAUCGAUUUAUUGAGGGCUCCAUCCAAGAAAAAAGAGAUGCUCACGGUUUUCUUCCUUCCAUUCACGAGAGUGAUCGAAGAAUUCUUUUUUCUAAAGGUGUUUCUAGCUCACUGGUUUCGAAAGAAAAAAGAAAGUCCGAGAGUGCUGAUAAUCAUUAAAACGCGCUUCUCUCAA